AUGGCAGGAGACUCUCGCGUCCACAUGGACCACGACAUGGAGAUAGGAGUGACACCAAGAGAGGUGAAGAAGCUUCCCAAACAUCUUAGGGAGCCACAGAUCCCGACGGACCGCACCCACCUCAUCGCCGACCCUGUGAAGAAACCCCGGCAGCGCUACGUGCAGAAAGACGGCAAGUGCAAUGUUCACCACGGCAACGUUCAGGAAACCUAUCGUUACCUCAGUGAUUUAUUCACCACUCUGGUAGACCUGCGUUGGCGUUUGAGCUUCUUCAUCUUCACACUGGUCUACGUCGUCAACUGGCUUUUCUUUGGGUUGCUCUGGUGGCUAAUUGCGCUCAUCCGUGGGGACUUGCUCCAUGCUGACGAGGAAGGCUGGACUCCGUGUGUACAGAACCUUAACAGUUUUGUCUCGGCUUUCCUAUUCUCCAUCGAAACCGAGACGACCAUCGGCUAUGGUUACCGUGUUAUCACAGAGAAAUGUCCAGAAGGAAUCAUCCUGCUGCUGGUGCAGGCCAUCCUGGGUUCCAUCGUUAACGCGAUGAUGGUUGGUUGUAUGUUCGUCAAGAUCUCGCAGCCCAAGAACCGAGCGGAGACCCUCAUGUUCUCGCACAAAGCUGUCAUCUCAGUGCGGGACAACAAACUUUGCCUGAUGUUUCGCGUGGGAGACUUGCGCAACUCGCACAUCGUGGAGGCCUCCAUUCGUGCCAAGCUCAUUCGCUCUCAGCAGACAAAGGAAGGAGAAUUCAUUCCACUCAACCAGACUGACAUCAACAUCGGUUUCGACACCGGCGACGACCGGCUCUUCCUGGUGUCGCCGCUCAUCAUUUCACACGAGAUUAACGAGAAGAGCCCCUUUUGGGAGAUGUCUCAGGCUCAGAUGGAAAAGGAGGAGUUUGAGAUUGUGGUCAUUCUGGAAGGCAUGGUAGAGGCCACAGGGAUGACUUGCCAAGCACGCAGUUCUUACCUGGACACAGAGGUGUUGUGGGGGUACCGUUUCACGCCUGUGCUCUCUCUGGAGAAAGGCUUCUACGAGGUGGAUUACAACAACUUCCACGACAUCUAUGAGACUAACACACCCUCCUGCAGUGCGAAGGAGCUGGCUGCUAGACUGAGGGAGGGGCAGCUUCUCCCUCAACUCUCCCUCCUUACCCCAGAGCCCCGACCCCACAACCAGGAUCUUGCCACGCAUCGCCAACACCUUACCGACAAGGAGGAGCCACAGGGGGAUGAGGAGAAAGGAGGUGAAACCAACAACGGCUCAGCCAACCCUCUUGAAGAGAAGCCCUAA
Molecule: messenger RNA, 1290 nt
Organism: Chanos chanos (milkfish)
Lineage: Eukaryota; Metazoa; Chordata; Actinopteri; Gonorynchiformes; Chanidae
Gene: kcnj5
Product: potassium inwardly rectifying channel subfamily J member 5
Exons: 3
Coding region: 1-1290 (429 amino acids)
Biological process (GO): regulation of monoatomic ion transmembrane transport; potassium ion import across plasma membrane
Cellular component (GO): plasma membrane
Molecular function (GO): G-protein activated inward rectifier potassium channel activity
Source: RefSeq, a predicted model, not a curated record